Messenger RNA from Labeo rohita (rohu), 601 nucleotides. RefSeq names its product phospholipase A2, minor isoenzyme. Lineage: Eukaryota; Metazoa; Chordata; Actinopteri; Cypriniformes; Cyprinidae. Gene Ontology annotation, molecular function: phospholipid binding; calcium ion binding. Gene Ontology annotation, biological process: arachidonate secretion; phospholipid metabolic process; lipid catabolic process. The transcript has 4 exons. The record is from RefSeq and is a predicted model, not a curated record. The coding region runs from base 95 to 547 and encodes 150 amino acids.
UCACAAAGUUAUCAAAGUGUCCAGCCCAUCAAGGUUAAAUAAAUAAGUUUAGACCUAUAAAUAAUAAGUCGCUAACACCUGUUUAGUCUUCACCAUGAACACCUUCCUGUCUCUCGUGAUCCUGAGUGUGAGUCUGCCCGCCUUGCUGGCGAGUCCAGACUACCGUGCGCUGUGGCAGUUCAGGGAUAUGAUCCUCUGUACCAUCCCUGACAGCAAUCCUUUACUGGAUUACGCAGACUACGGAUGCUACUGUGGACUGUCAGGCUCGGGCACCCCCGUGGAUGCACUAGACAGGUGCUGUCAGGUGCAUGAUCAAUGUUAUUCUGAUUCUUGGCAACAUGACGACUGCUUUGGUAUCGCAGACAACCCCUACACUCAAGUCUACUCAUUCUCAUGUGACACACCGGCAAUGAAAGUCACCUGCCAUGCUGACUCAAAUCGCCCCUGUGAGAUGUUCAUCUGUGAAUGUGACAGAAAAGCAGCCGAAUGCUUUGCACAAGCAGGUUACAACCCAGAGUACGAGCACUAUCCUAGUGAAAAAUGCUAAUGAACUAAAACUUGAUAAAGGAUUAGGAUUGUCUCAUUAAAGACAGCAAUGGUA